AUGAAGCUUCAUCAGUUGAGACUAAAAAGUUGUUUAAUACUUAGCUCAAACAAGAAGACCGUNGAUUAGAUGGUGGAACUAGUGAAAUAAGUAUAAAACAAUGUCAAUAAUUAGGAAAUGAUGUUAUUACAUAAUAUAGACAAACCUGGAUCAGAUGUAGAUGAAUAUGUGAAAGGACUUGAAUAAAUUUUGUUGACAAAGAUUGACGAAAUUUAAACGUAAUUAAAAUUUCUAUGAAUGUAGACUAUAAUCCCAAUUACAAACUUUUAAAUAUCAUUUAUCCGAAGAGGAAACUCUGUAGAAGCAAUUCUAUUAGUAAAGAUAAUAAAUAUCUCAGCAAGAAAUAGAGUGUUCCGAACUUUUUAAGUGA
Paramecium octaurelia is the source of this 370-nucleotide messenger RNA. The record is from the annotation of a GenBank genome assembly. NCBI's taxonomy places the organism in Eukaryota, Ciliophora, Oligohymenophorea, Peniculida, Parameciidae.